This is a messenger RNA of Protomyces lactucae-debilis, 1068 nucleotides long. Its product is annotated as Phospholipase/carboxylesterase/thioesterase. NCBI's taxonomy places the organism in Eukaryota, Fungi, Ascomycota, Taphrinomycetes, Taphrinales, Protomycetaceae. Bases 201 to 872 code for a protein of 223 amino acids. Gene Ontology annotation, cellular component: cytoplasm. The record is from RefSeq and is a predicted model, not a curated record. Gene Ontology annotation, biological process: protein depalmitoylation. Gene Ontology annotation, molecular function: palmitoyl-(protein) hydrolase activity; carboxylic ester hydrolase activity. The transcript has 3 exons.
CUCGAAACUGCAACAGGCGACGGUCAAAUACAUUAUACACGGAGACUACAGCUGAAGACUGACUAUUCAAGCUGCCUAAACUACUCCGUACAGCUGCUCUUCUUCUUUCCCUGUGCUGCUUGCUUCUUCUCUUCUCGCUCAUAAAACCAUCUCCAAGCUUCUCUCCUUUCAAAAGCCCAAACAUCAACAGCAGCAGCAGCAUGCCAGGCAUCAGUAUCCCAGCCAGAGCGCAACAUACCGCCUCAGUCAUCUUUGCACACGGCCUUGGUGACUCUGGUGCAGGCUGGAGCUUUCUACCUGAACUCAUGGCUGCUCAAAAACUUCUACCAGGCGUCAAAUGGAUCUUACCGAAUGCGCCAAUGCUCCCGGUCACGGUGAAUAUGGGUAUGAAAAUGCCUGCUUGGUACGAUAUUGCCAGUCUCGGUGACAUUGAUCAGCGGACUGAAGAUGAGGCAGGCAUGCUCAAGUCUGCUGCAAGUUUACAUGCUCUUGUCGAUGAAGAAAUUGCAGGCGGUUUGGCUUCCAACAAGGUCGUCCUGGCUGGCUUCUCGCAAGGGUGUGCCAUGGCCCUUCUUGCUGGACUGACUUGUAAGAAACCACUGGCUGCGAUUGUUGGCAUGUCAGGCUAUCUUCCCCUUCGAGAGAAACUGCCAAACCUCGCAACUGAAGCCAAUAAGGAAACGCCUAUUUGGCUAGCGCACGGCACAGCAGAUCCAGUGGUGAAUCCUAAAUUCGGGCAGCUCUCACAAUCGUAUUUGAAGGAGAAGAUGGGCCGUAAAGUGGAGUGGCAGACGUAUCAAGGCUUGGCACAUUCAGCAGAUCCAAGAGAAUUGAUGGAUUUGGCGGCCUUCUUGAAACGUGUCUUGGCGUAGAUGGCCUUAGACGAUAUAAGCAGUCUACAUGUACGGUAGUAGCAGUAGCUGAUCAGGAGAGCGUCGGAGGAUAAAACCAACCGUAAACACGCAAACACUCUCGGCGCCGGCAAUGACGCAAACAGCGAGCAAGCCUCCCAGAAGCAACUUUGGCAGGAAACGCAGAACAUGACCUCAACCCACCACUCAACUCCCU